Molecule: messenger RNA, 1354 nt
Organism: Thecamonas trahens ATCC 50062
Lineage: Eukaryota; Apusomonadida; Apusomonadidae
Exons: 3
Coding region: 8-1354 (448 amino acids)
Biological process (GO): cell communication
Cellular component (GO): membrane
Source: RefSeq, a predicted model, not a curated record
CAUCUCGAUGACCAACAGCGCUACCUCAGUCACCGAGCCCUCGAGCGGAUCGGCCAAUGCCGGACUUACGUUUACCCUCUCGGCGCCCUCGACAGCGCCGGUUACGGUCUACCUCGCGACGACAGCCCCUGGCGGAUCGCUCGUGACGAGCGGAACCGACUUUACUCCCCCGCCGGCGUCGAUUGUUAUCCCGGCCGGCGUCACAACGUUCACUUACGACAUUCCUGUGGCCGCAGACGGGUUCUGGGAUGACGGUGAGCAGUUUACCGUCUCCAUCGCCGGCACCUCGGUCGAAGUCGGCGAGUCCAACGAGGUUGUGUACCAGCUGACACUCUCGCGUCCGUCCGAGUACGCCGCCGGACUCACGCUCAAUGUCGACGGGCCGGCAACAACCGCCACGCUUCCUGGCGAUGCGGACUUGGUCGGCACCAUCGAUCGAGCGGGCGGACCGUUCACGAUCGCUGCCGGCGAGAUCUUCUUUAACGUCUCACUAGUGGUGGCUGGCGAUGGCGAUGCAGAGGCGGAUGAAGUUCCGACCGAGGUGCUCGACCUAGGCCUUAUCGCCAACUACGGCGGCGCGGAACUGGCGGCUGACGGGGUCAACGUGACCGCGACGAUCACCAACGAUGACGCGGCGGUGGUGACGAUGGCGGCCGGGACGGCUGCAGCGACCGAGCCCGGAUCGGGGACGGUCAACGUGCCGAUCACGGUGACGAUGGACACGACGGCGUCGUACGACGUCGUGGUGGAUGUGGCGACGAGCGUGUCGUCGGGCUCGCUCGCGACGGGCGGGACCGACUUUACGGUCGAGACGACGACGGUGACGAUCCCAGCCGGGUCGACGAGCGCAGUGUACAAUGCGGUUGUGGCCGCAGACGCAUGGUACGACGGCGGUGAGACGUUCGACGUCAAGCUGACCGGCACGUCUACCCCUGGCGUUUCCGUGGGCGUGGCAGACACAACGGUGGUCACGAUUGCCGACUCUGGCCCAGCACCUGUGCUGACGGUGAGUGUGGCUGACGGUGGAACGACCGGCGUUAGCGGCGACGGAACGUCGUCAAUUUCUUUGGUGGCUCUCGAAGGUGGCACAGGCACGACUAACGAGGUUGUGCUCACGACAUCGCUCUCGCGGCCUGCGGAGCACCCGACUCAGGUGGUCGUGGAGAUCGACCCGGCGUCGACGGCAGUGCUGCCGGAUGAUGCAGCGAUUCUCGACUCGGUGACUCGGGGCAGCAGCCCGCUUACGAUCCCGGCGUAUGCCACCGAGUAUAAUGUGUCUGUGGUGGUUUCGGGCGACAGCGAGCUGGAGCCGGAUCACGUUCUAGACUUUGGACUGGUGGGUCAUCUACGAUAA